GAGUAAUGGCAUGAGUACUGCUUUACACUAUUUAGACAAGCUUUUCGGUGCGCACGUUGGAAACUAACAUUCGACUAUUUCUGCGUCCGUCACGCGUCGGGGCCCGAAGGCACAGAGAGGAGAGGUGAAGGGCGCUCGGACAAACUGUGAACUUAAAGUCAAAAGCGACAAAAGUCCACCCCCCCCUACCCAAAAAAAAAAAAAAAACUCGCACGCUGAAGAGGCGUCAAACGAUUCACCCUUUCUGGCUGCUUCAAAGAAGGAUACGCUGCUGGACAUGUGAAUUUAAAAGGAGAUACUUGCUAAAGCACAACAAUGAAACCAACGACUGCCCUGUGUUGCUUCGGCUUUCUCCUGACUUGCCUCGUGUUUGGGUUCAGCUCUUCACAAUCAGUAUGUGCCGGUACAGAGAACAAGCUGAGCACGCUGUCGGACCUGGAGCAGCAGUACCGCACUCUGAGGAAGUACUACGAGAACUGUGAAGUGGUAAUGGGCAACCUGGAGAUCACGAGCAUCGACCGCAGCCGCGACCUCACCUUCCUCAGAUCUAUCCGGGAGGUGACGGGCUACGUGUUGGUGGCUCUGAACCAGUUCGACUACCUGCCUUUGGAGAACCUGAGGAUCAUCCGAGGGACGAAGCUGUACGAGGACCGCUACUCCCUCGCCAUCUUCCUCAACUACAGACGCGACGGAAACUUCGGCCUGCGCCAGUUGGGUCUGAAGAACCUCACAGAGAUCCUGAGCGGAGGCGUGUACGUCGACCAGAACAAGUUCCUGUGCCACGCAGACACCAUCCAUUGGCAGGACAUCGUCAAGAACCCGAAGGUCCAUCCUGUGGUGGUGCCCACCAACAGCAGCGUCACAUGUCAAAAGUGCCAUCGUUCCUGCAAUGGUCGGUGCUGGGGACCCAAAGAGGACCAGUGUCAGAGCUUAACUAAGACGGUGUGUGCCGAGCAGUGCGACGGCCGGUGCUUCGGUCCCUACGUUAGUGACUGCUGCCACCGUGAGUGUGCAGGUGGCUGCUAUGGCCCAAAGGACACAGACUGCUUUGCGUGCACCAACUUCAACGACAGUGGGGCAUGUGUGACCCAGUGCCCCCAGCCAUUUGUGUACAACCCCACCACCUUCCAACUGGAGCACAACCCCAGAGCAAAGUACACCUACGGAGCCUUCUGCGUCAAGAAGUGUCCGCAUAACUUUGUGGUGGACCAUAGCUCCUGUGUGAGAGCGUGUCCUAGUAACAAGAUGGAGGUGGAGGAGAACCGCAUCAAGAUGUGCAUCCCUUGUACCGACAUCUGCCCGAAAGCCUGCGAUGGAAUCGGCACAGCCAGCCUGCAGACAGCUCAGACGGUCGACUCCAGCAACAUUGACAAGUUUGUCAACUGCACCAAAAUCAAUGGCAACCUAGUGUUCCUCAUCACCGGAAUCAAGGGGGACGUCUAUCACAACAUUGAAGCUUUGGAUCCAGAAAAACUCAACGUGUUCCGCACUGUUCGGGAAAUCACAGGCUUCCUUAACAUCCAGUCGUGGCCUGACAACAUGACGGACUUGAGUGUUUUCUCCAACCUGGCAACUAUCGGUGGAAGAGCACUGUACAGUGGGAUCUCGCUGCUGGUGCUGAAGCAGCAGGGCAUCUCGUCGCUGCAGCUCCAGUCUCUGCGAGAGAUCAGCGCCGGAAACGUCCACAUUGCGGAGAACAGCCAGCUCUGCUACUACAACACCGUCAACUGGACCCGGCUGUUCCGCGCCGCCAACCAAAAGGUUCUGGUCCGCAACAACCGAAGCCCGCAGGACUGCUCAGCCAAGGAGCGCAUGGUGUGCGACCCCCUGUGCUCAGACGCUGGCUGUUGGGGUCCCGGCCCGGACCAGUGCCUGUCGUGCCGAUUCUUCAGUCGCGGUCGGACCUGUGUGGAUACCUGCAACCUUUACGAAGGGGAGAUUCGAGAGUACGCCAACGGGUCGGUGUGCGUGGAGUGCGACGCCCAGUGUGAACGCGCCGACGACGACUCUUUGACCUGCCACGGCCCGGGCCCGGAGCAUUGUGUGAAAUGCCUUCAUUUCAAGGAUGGUCCGAACUGCGUGGAAAAGUGUCCCGAUGGCCUGCAAGGUGCCAAUAGCUUCAUCUUCAAGUACGCCGAAGUCAACAAUGAAUGCCAUCCCUGCCACACCAACUGCACCCAGGGGUGCGUUUCUCCCGCUCUCCGCUUUCUUGUCUUCAGAACCCCUCUGAUUGCGGCGGGGGUGAUCGGCGGCCUUUUCAUGGUGGUGAUCAUGGUGCUGAGCGUCGCCGUGUCCCUGCGCCGAAAGAACAUUAAAAAGAAGAGGGCGCUCCGUCGCUUCCUGGAAACAGAGCUGGUGGAGCCUCUAACACCCAGUGGAACGGCACCCAAUCAAGCCCAGCUCCGCAUCCUGAAAGAAACAGAACUCAAAAGAGUCAAGAUCCUCGGCUCCGGGGCCUUCGGGACUGUUUACAAGGGUAUUUGGGUCCCAGAGGGUGAAACAGUGAAAAUUCCUGUAGCCAUUAAAAUCUUAAAUGAGGCCACGGGACCCAAGGCCAAUGUGGAGUUCAUGGACGAGGCUCUGAUCAUGGCUAGCAUGGAGCAUCCCCACCUGGUCCGUCUGCUGGGCGUCUGCCUGAGUCCCACCAUCCAGCUGGUCACACAACUGAUGCCUCACGGUUGCCUGCUAGACUAUGUCCACGAGCACAAGGACAACAUAGGAUCACAGCUGUUGCUCAACUGGUGUGUCCAGAUUGCCAAGGGGAUGAUGUAUCUGGAGGAGCGCAGGCUGGUCCACAGGGAUUUGGCGGCCCGAAACGUUCUGGUCAAAUCUCCCAACCACAUCAAGAUCACUGACUUUGGCCUGGCUCGCCUGCUGGAUGUCAACGAGAAAGAAUACAACGCCGACGGAGGAAAGAUGCCCAUCAAGUGGAUGGCUCUGGAGUGCAUCCAUUACAGGAAGUUUACUCAUCAGAGCGACGUCUGGAGUUACGGCGUAACCAUUUGGGAGCUGAUGACCUUUGGAGGGAAACCGUACGAUGGAAUUUCCACCAGAGACAUUCCAGACUUGCUGGAGAAAGGAGAGCGUCUUCCUCAGCCGCCCAUCUGCACCAUCGACGUCUACAUGGUCAUGGUCAAAUGCUGGAUGAUUGAUGCGGACAGUCGACCCAAGUUCAAGGAGCUGGCUGCAGAGUUCACCAGGAUGGCUCGCGAUCCCCAAAGAUACCUGGUCAUCCAGGGCGAUGACCGCAUGAAGCUGCCCAGCCCCAAUGACAGCAAGUUCUUCCAGAGUCUCCUGGAUGAGGAGGAACUGGAGGACCUGAUGGACGCCGAGGAGUACCUGGUACCCCACUCCUUCAACAUCCCCCCGCUGGCGUACACCCCCCGUGCUCGCAUGGACUCCAACAAGAACCAGUUUAGCUGCCAGGAUCCCAGUUUCAGCAUGGAGGACAUGCUGGCCACCCUCCCCAGAGUGGUCUCUGUCCCGCCAGUGUCUGUCGGCUGCCUCCCUCCACAGGACCUCGCCUCAGGAGGGCAGAUGGGUGGCGGGUUUAGUCGCGGCAGCCAGGACGACCCUCGCUGCAACGGCACCCUGAGGAAGCAGGCCUCUCCCAGGUCGAGCACCCUUGGAGCUGGCUCAGCUCUCACGGCGGGACAAGGUGGAGGGGAGGACAGCAGUGGACAGCGCUACAGUGCCGAUCCAACGGGUCUUCUAUCAGAGCGAGGAGCAAAAGCAGACAAGGACCAGGACGGCUACAUGACUGCCAUGAGAGACAAGAGCUCAGAUUAUCUCAACCCCGUGGAGGAAAACCCCUUCGUCACACGUCGUAGGAACGGCGACGCCCACACAGUGAUUGAUGGAGCGAGUUGCCACACCUUGCAUGUGGCCGGAGCUGCCGCCGCCCCUAAAGGCCAGUCGACUCACGGUGAUGAUGAGUACAUCAACGAGCCGCUGUACCUGAAUACCUUCCUUAACCCCGGGGACAAGAACGGAUUGGCUGGCGCAGUCUCCAUCUCUGGCCCUGGGUCCUCUGCCGCACAAUCAGUACUGCAGACAGUGAACCCGUCAACAUCAAGCCACACUGUUUCCUCCACUGGAUAUGUGGUACCCCCUGGUCACCUCCCCCACCCGUCGUAUCCAUCGCACACCCUGCAUCCAGGGCAUUCAGGACACGCUCUGCACUCAGGCAUCACCAGCAACACCAUCAUGUUUGAUAAGAAAGGCAAGAAAGCCACUUUUGACAAUCCUGAAUACUGGCAGCACAGUCUCCCUCCGAAGUCCUCACUGCACAACCCUGAGUACCUGCAGGACUGCAGCACACGCUUUUUCUACCGGCAGAACGGACGCAUUCGCCCUGCUGUGGCCGAAAACCAGGAAUACUUGUCUGAGGCUGCUAUGAAAGCGGGCAAUGUAUUGCCACCCCCUCCAUACAGACAGAGGAACACUGUGGUGUAGUGACCCACCUGUAGCACAUUGGAGGGAUGAAUGGAGGGAUAUGGGUGGAGGUGAAUGGACGCAAACAGUCCUCUCUUUUCCCUGCAGUACUUCUCAACGUGGGUUCUCCUUGCACCUUCCCUGAACAGUUCUCUUUGUCAUGUCUGAUUGCAAACCUUGUAUUCCCACUCUAAGGUUCUGUCUUUUCAUGGCAGACCUACAAUAAGAGUCACUGACAGCAGCCUCGUGUGACAUUCAAACCAUCUUGAUUAACUCCAUCCUCGGUCAUGACCCUUAAAGCAAGUAGAGAUGUCUCUUUGAGGUUGGUUUUGUCCCGGAGAAAACUGUCCUGCCAUCUUUAGCACCAGUAAGGCAAAUAAAGAACACAAUCAAAGAUCGAAAGGAGACGUUUAAUAAGAGAAGCAGGAGAAAUAAACUGAGGUUAUCCCAAAGAGGAUUAUUUUCAUGACCUUACAUGCUUUGCUUUACACGCCCAUGAAUCACCUUUUCCUUUUAGAACAUUCUCCACUCAGCUAGAUGUGCACGUCGCGGUGUUCACAAAUCGCUGUUGCUCGGGUGCAGUCUAACAAGUGACACAUGCACACGGAGUCGCGUCGCGUCUUACCAGCAAACCUGCAGUCGUGCUGAACGGCCCAGAUGUGGCUCGCAUGU
Stegastes partitus (bicolor damselfish) is the source of this 5106-nucleotide messenger RNA. RefSeq names its product receptor tyrosine-protein kinase erbB-4-like. Gene Ontology annotation, biological process: negative regulation of apoptotic process; cell surface receptor protein tyrosine kinase signaling pathway; positive regulation of cell population proliferation. The transcript is spliced from 27 exons. NCBI's taxonomy places the organism in Eukaryota, Metazoa, Chordata, Actinopteri, Pomacentridae. Gene Ontology annotation, cellular component: plasma membrane; basal plasma membrane; signaling receptor complex. Gene Ontology annotation, molecular function: transmembrane receptor protein tyrosine kinase activity; ATP binding; epidermal growth factor receptor binding. The coding region runs from base 316 to 4455 and encodes 1379 amino acids. The record is from RefSeq and is a predicted model, not a curated record.